AGAUAACUCGGUGGACUUGCUGUUAGCUAAACACGGCUAAAGAAAACCUGCUACCACUUCAGGAUCAUCCAUCAGCUGGGACUGAUUCAUCGUGUGUUCUUCACCACCUGGACCUGGACAGCAUGGACACAGGUGUGAAACAUCUGUAAACGCCACAUCUGGUGCAGGAAAAUGGCUGAACAGGGAGUGGGGACACACUUUGCCUUCUGCGGUUAUUUUCAACAGGUGGUUCUGGUUAAAUAAGAAGCUUCAGAAGAACAGAGCGCUCGUGUCAACCACCAGCACCUAGAUUUUCUCCACAAAAAGGAGGAACAGGAGAAACUCUGGUCUAAUAUGGAGGGAGAUUAUCUCCAUUUGAAUAAGGAGACUGAUGAUGCCAGGCUUCAGUCUUUUAGCCAAAAAACAAAUUUAAACAAACACACGAGAGUCCAGACAAAGCAGAAACAUUUUGCCUGUGAGCACUGUGGACAAAGGUUUCACCAAAAGACUAAUUUAACCACACACAUGAGCGUCCACACAGGAGAGAAGCCUUUUGCUUGUGAGCUCUGUGGAACGAGAUUUAGCCAAAAGACAAAUUUAAACAGACACAUGAAAGUCCACACAGGACAGAAACCCUUUCCUUGUGAGCUCUGUGGAAAGAAAUUUAGCUUAAAGUCAACUUUAAACAGACAUAUGAGUGUCCACACAGGACGGAAGCCUUUUGCUUGUGAGCUCUGUGGAAAAAGAUUUAGCCAUCAGACACAUUUAAACCGUCACAUGAGAGUCCACACUGGAGAGAAGCCCUUUCCUUGUGAGCUCUGUGGAACGAGAUUUAGCCGAAAGACACAUUUAAACCGUCACAUGAGAGUCCACACUGGAGAGAAGCCCUUUCCUUGUGAGCUCUGUGGACAAAGGUUUAGCCGAAAGUCAAAUUUAAACAUUCACUUGAGAGUCCACACUGGAGAGAAGCCUUUCGCUUGUGAGCUCUGUGGUAAUAGAUUUAGUGAAAAGGGAAGUUUAAACAGUCACAUGAGAGUCCACACUGGAGAGAAGCCCUUUCCUUGUGAGCUCUGUGGACAACAAUUUAGCCAAAAGACACAUUUAAACAGACACAUGAGAGUCCACACUGGAGAGAAGCCCUUUCCUUGUGAGCUCUGUGGACAAAGGUUUCACCAAAAGACUGAUUUAACUACACACAUGAGAGUCCACACAGGAGAUAAGCCCUUUCCUUGUGAGCUCUGUGGAACGAGAUUUAGCCGAAAGACAAAUUUAAACAGUCACAUGAGAGUCCACACAGGAGAGAAGCCUUUUCCUUGUGAGCUCUGUGGUAAUAGAUUUAGUGAAAAAAGAAGUUUAAACACACACAUGAAAGUCCACACUGGAGAGAAGCCUUUUGCCUGUGAGCUCUGUGGAAAGAAAUUUAGCUUAAAGACAACUUUAAACAGUCACAUGAGAGUCCACUUUGGACAGAAGCCUUUUGCUUGUGAGCUCUGUGUAAAAAGAUUUAGCCAAAAGACACAUUUAAACAGUCACAUGAGAGUCCACUUUGGACAGAAGCCUUUUGCUUGUGAGCUCUGUGUAAAAAGAUUUAGCCAAAAGACACAUUUAAACAAACACAUGAGAGUCCACACUGGCUUUUCGCCUGUGAGUUCGGUGGAAAAGAUUCACCCAAAAGAUCAGUUUAAAAGGUCACAGAAGAGUCCAUAAAGGACAGAAGCCUUUUGCUUGUGAGCUCUGUGGACGAAGAUUUCGCUGAAAGAAAACUUUAAACAAUCAUCUAAGCAUCCACUAGGGCUGAACGAUCUAUUGCAGGGGUCUCCAACGUUUUUUGGCCCGUGAGAGAAAACUUUAAACAAUCAUCUAAGCAUCCACUAGGGCUGAACGAUCUAUUGCAGGGGUCUCCAACGUUUUUUGGCCCGUGAGCUACUUUUACACAAUGAAGUACAGCAGAGUUACUGCCAUAUAACUUAUUUACAUUGAUACUUUCCAUGUGUGAAUGUGCUUAUGUUAAACAUGCUAUACUUACUAUAUUAGCAUGCACUGUACUCACAAGUUGAUUUCUCUGUAUUUCAGUACAUCAGUAUAUAUAUUUUAAAAGUAUAAGUAAACUAGUGACAUUCUGAAAACCAAAUUGAACAAAACAUAUUUAGUUUUUUAAACUAAUCGGAUACUUUCAGAUAAUGAAUAACAAAUCUACUUCAUGUGAAUGAUUUGAUAAUUUUUUUAGAAGGUUGGUAACAUAACUUUUUAAGCGCACAGGAACAGCUAACCUGUAAAGCUGAUGAUAUGUGAUAGGUAAUUUUAGAUUUAUCCCAUAUUACCUUAAAGGACGACACACAGAGAGAGAGAGAGAGAGAGAUUAUUUGUAAUGUCCAUGAAUCGUCAUGCGAGAGCUGGGCGCAGAAACCCCUCCAUGGUGCUAACCAGCCCCCCUCUUUUCCUGGGGAAAGCCUUCAGGUCACCAGCUCUGCAUGCCCCGGCAUCUCCACCAAAUGUUAGGUAAUUAAAUGUUAAGUGAUAUUUAAUCUCCAUAACCCUGAAACCUAAAAUCAACACACAUGACAACAAGGAAGACAUUUUACCCUGAGUCCCCAAAAUAAUGGAGAGGUAACGCGGGGAAAAACCUCCUCCAAGGCUUUUCCCCCGUCACUCCCAAAUCUCAGUUUCCCAGGGGCUUUAUUCACAAAGGAUGGAGGAGAAGACGGGCCUUCUCAGGUUACAGAGGUACAGAGGUUUCCUAGGAAAUCUACAAUCAACAUCCUUGCCUGCAAACAAGCUUCUCUGCUCAACCUUUCAUAAACAGCCACAGUUGGCAAACACAAGAGAUUCAUGAAGUGUUAAUGACACAAAAUGGGCAUCUUUUAGGCCUCAAAAAGGUACAAUUAUAAAAAUACCCAACAAUAUGUUAAAUAAAAUACAAGCUAAAUGUGAUGAAAACACAAAAGUCUAAAUAGUUUGAAUUGAAGUAAAAAAUGUAAAAUCAGAAAUAAGACUUGUUCCUGCUCUCCUGAUUUACUGAAUAAUUUUUAUGGGUUUUUUUUUUUUUUUUUGGUCAUGAAAGUUAAGUUUUGCUGCGUUUAUUGCUGACAAUAUGAAGGUUGGAGGUUUAUCCUUUUUUCUGCAUCUUGUAGGUUUUUUUCUCCGCACGUCUCUAAAUAAAGUAAAAUUUUCUAGUGCA
Molecule: messenger RNA, 3157 nt
Organism: Nothobranchius furzeri (turquoise killifish)
Lineage: Eukaryota; Metazoa; Chordata; Actinopteri; Cyprinodontiformes; Nothobranchiidae
Product: zinc finger protein 235-like
Source: RefSeq, a predicted model, not a curated record